AUAAAUUGUUUUAGUUUCAGAAUCUUUUUAAAAGUAUCACAACAAAAUGGAGUCAGCGAAUGGAUACUUUCAAGUUGCCGAUUUCGUUAUAUUUGGAGGAAUAUUAUUUUCUUCUGCUCUGAUUGGGAUCUAUUUUGCAUACAAAGACAGAAGAGAUGAAACGACUGAAAAUUAUUAUUUUGGCGGAAGAACUGUGUCACCGAUUCUCGUCGCAAUAUCUUUAUCCGUGUCCUUCAUAUCAGCAAUUGCUGUCAUUUCCAUUCCAGUUGAAAUAUACCUUUUUGGUGUGGUUUGGACUUGGUCGAUAUUUGCAGAACCCAUAAAUUUCUUCGUCGCUUCAAAAUAUUACAUCCCUUUGUAUCGUCGACUACGAUUGAAGACCGUGUUCGAGUAUUUGGAUCUACGCUUUCAUCCAGGAAUUCGGUAUUUUUCCUCGGCGAUUUCAAUGGUGGCUUUGAUAUUCUACUUGGGUAUAACCGUCUAUCUUCCAUCUCUUGCAUUGAGCGCCGUAACUCUUCUUGAAUUAAGAUGGACGAUUGCAAUUACUAGCAUAGUGUGUACGUUCUAUACCACCAUCGGUGGAUUAAAAGCAGUGAUGUGGACGGAUGUCUUGCAGGCCCUUAUCAUGCUAGGAGGCAUACUUUCUGUUUUUAUUUACACAACACUGCUGUAUGGCGGUUUUGGACUUAUAUGGAAGGCCGCAGAACGCGGAGGUCGACUUAAUUUCUUCAAGUUCGACAUUGAUCCCAGGAUCCGAAGUACAGCAUGGUCACGAUUUAUUGGUACAGCAGUUGGGGGCUGUUAUCUUGCGUGUUGCAAUCAAGUUACGGUUCAAAGAUAUUUGUCUUGUGAUUCGGUCCGAUCGUCUAGGGCAGCUGUUUGGUUACAAUGGAUACCUACUACUAUCCUGAUGAUACUAUGUGUAGGGAAUGGAUUAGUUCUGUAUGCUUAUUAUGAAGGUUGCGAUCCGGUUCUAUCGGGUUUGGUUGAAAAAAGUGACCAGGCAAUACCACGAUUAGCCUUGGAAGUAUUUCAAGAUAUGCCUGGAAUGACAGGGAUGUUUGUGGCUGCUACAUUCAGUGGGACUCUGAGCACAGUAUCAUCUGGAGUCAACUCUUUGUCAGCAUUAGCUCUAGAAGAUUUCGUUUUGCGAUUUUUUCCAGCAAUAUCUAAGAGGAAGAAAAUACUUUGCAGCAAAUUUUUGAGUCUUCUGUUUGGCGCAGUCAUUAUGGGAAUUGCUUAUCUUGUGUCCACUGCAUCUAGUAAUAUAUUACAAGUCAACGUUGCUGUAGCGUCAAUAUCAACACCCAUUCUCGGCGUUUUUACGAUGGGCUUGUUCAUGCCAUGGAUAAACAGUUGGGGAGCCCUGGCCGGAGUGGUAAGUGGUACGGCAUUUAGUAGCUGGAUUGCUAUCUCUGCAUCUUCUCAAGCAACAUUUUAUGCGGCAAGUGAGACUUUACCCAUAUCUACGGACAACUGCACUGCAAACUCUGCUUAUGAUGUCACAACCAUGUCUUCAACUGGACGCUCCACAGAUUUGACUAACUUUUCCGAGAUGUCCACGAUUUCUGAAGAAGAAGGAUCUGUUCUAGGUUACACCUUGUACUCUUUGUCUCCAUAUUUGUAUGGAACGUGUGGAUUCCUAGUUUCAAUAUUUUUUGGACAUGUUGCAUCUUUUUUAACAGGAUUCAACAAAAUUUCAGAGGCUAAUCCAGACUUAUUCGUCCCAUUCAUUAACUCCAAACUGUUUCGUUUCGGCAUUCCUGAAAGUACUUUAGUAGACGGAGAAAAUAUGGAACAACAGAAGACUGUGCGGUAUAUCAAUGCGGGCUAUGACAACGAUGAAAAUAACCGCGAAACCUCGAACUCUAACAUGGCAAAAUGUGAAGAAACAAUUUUUUGACCAGCAAAUAUUUGGUGAUUUUAUGCAAAACAUACAUAUAUACUAUUAUUUCAUUUCGCGAUAUUAAAUGACGCUUUUAGCAAUGAGAAAUAAUUAGCCAGCUCGUUAUUGAGUUAUAUAUAUUUAAACAUAUCUCAUAUAUAUAUAUAUAUUCAUAUCUUUGAAUAACUAAAUAACCGCUGCAUUGGAUUCAUUG
Molecule: messenger RNA, 2099 nt
Organism: Styela clava
Lineage: Eukaryota; Metazoa; Chordata; Ascidiacea; Stolidobranchia; Styelidae
Product: sodium-coupled monocarboxylate transporter 2-like
Biological process (GO): sodium ion transport; transmembrane transport
Cellular component (GO): membrane
Molecular function (GO): symporter activity
Source: RefSeq, a predicted model, not a curated record